AUGUUUCUCUACAAACCCAGUGGUUCCUCACGCUGGGGUAUCAGAAGACGUAUUCUCGCCCAAUUCGCAGCCAAACGCAAAGCCCAACUGGAAGAUAUUUUCGUGAUAAAUUUGGUUGGUAUUGAUCAGUCCCGAUCUAUCUCGAGAAAUUCCAUGUCAAUCGAUGCCAGUACUCCCACCGGUGAUGACGCAGCAAAGAUCGAGCUGGAUAUUACCCCCAGACUGUUGAGAAUCAUCCUUGUUCCAGAGUUGGUUGGCUUGGGGUCUACUCCCACAAUGGACGCUUUGGCUCCGGCAAUGUUUGUUGGGCGCCGUUGUCUCCAUUGUUUUGACUACAUGUGUUCGCAUUCCGGACCAGGUUGA
This is a messenger RNA of Echinostoma caproni, 363 nucleotides long. The record is from the annotation of a GenBank genome assembly. Lineage: Eukaryota; Metazoa; Platyhelminthes; Trematoda; Plagiorchiida; Echinostomatidae.